Sphaerodactylus townsendi is the source of this 1594-nucleotide messenger RNA. RefSeq names its product crystallin lambda 1 (gene CRYL1). Gene Ontology annotation, biological process: fatty acid metabolic process. The record is from RefSeq and is a predicted model, not a curated record. Bases 123 to 995 code for a protein of 290 amino acids. Gene Ontology annotation, molecular function: L-gulonate 3-dehydrogenase activity; NAD+ binding. Lineage: Eukaryota; Metazoa; Chordata; Lepidosauria; Squamata; Sphaerodactylidae. The transcript is spliced from 7 exons.
CCUCUGAAGUUGGGGGCGGGGAGGGAACGUUCCCAUUAAGAAGGAGGUGGCCCAACUUGCCCAGGAGGCUUCUUGGCUCUCGUUGCAGGGCUGCUGCUGGUGCACUUGCUUGAUCUAGCAAAAUGACUUCUAAACAAGAGGGACGGGUAGUGAUUGUUGGCAGUGGACUCAUUGGAUGCAGCUGGGCCAUGGUCUUUGCUUCUGCUGGUUUCCAAGUAAAACUUUAUGAUGUUGUGCAAGAACAGAUAACAAGAGCCCUGGAAAAAAUCAGGGUGCAGAUGAAAGAACUGGAGGAGAUAGGAAUGUUGAAAGGAACACUGAACACUGAGCAGCAGCUGUCUCUUAUUAGUGGCUGCACAGACUUAAAAGAGGCAGUAGAGGGCUCUGUUUACGUUCAGGAGUGCACACCUGAGAACUUAGAACUGAAAAAGAAGAUAUUUGGCCAGUUAGACCUUCUUGCCGAUAACAACGUUAUUCUAAGUAGCUCGACAUCCUGCCUUUUGCCUACAAAAUUGUUCACUGGACUGAAGCAUGUUAAACAGUGCAUCGUUGCACAUCCUGUAAACCCACCAUAUUACGUCCCUCUGGUAGAACUGGUUCCCCACCCAGAAACAGACCCUUGUACAUUGGAGAAAACUUACGCUUUGAUGAAGAAGAUUGGACAGUCUCCAGUUAGACUAACCAAAGAGAUUGAUGGUUUUGUUCUGAACCGGCUCCAGUAUGCAAUUAUUAGUGAAGCGUGGAGGCUUGCAAGUGUGCGAAUGCUCAAUUAUUGUGAGAGAUACCGUGAAGGAAUGAUACGUGUCUUAAAAAGCUUUGGGCCAAUACCAGAUUUUGCCGGAGCAGCAGAAGAGAAGAUCAAUACGGCAAUGUGUGAAGAGACUCCACCUGAUUCAGAGCACUUGAAUGCCAGGAGGCGCUGGCGAGACAACUGCCUGGUUCGCUUGGCAAAGCUGAAAAAGGAAAUAAAACACAAUGAUUCGCAUAAACAUUAAACCUCAGGAUGAGUUGCCAUCAGGCAUACAAGUGGGUGUACGCUUUCCGCAGGCAAAAUAUCUGCAUUGUGCAGAAAGAAAGGGUGAUGCAACACACAAAAGAUAAUUGCAGUUGCCAAAAGCCAGUUGAUCUGUACUGCUGUAGUCAGUUAAUUGCAAUUAAUCUGAACAUCAUCAGAAACCUGUUUCUGAAUAAUGUUUUAAAGGCACAUCCUUGAGCCUGCUGAAGGCAGGUGCACAGGUUUCAUUAGCACUAUAUAAGGGGUAUAGCUGGUUACACUGCAGUUUUCGAUACUUUGGAAUGACAGAUUGUUUGGAUUUUAAGUAGCUUCUUAUAUUUUAGAACACAAACUGUGCAUCAGCCACUAUGUAUCCCUAAUUGUACUGAUUUAUGUUUUCCUUUGGAUUUCUUCUUAGUAUUUUCAUCAUCUCGAAUGUUAACAGCAUUUAAUGCGUUCAUGAAUCUGACAAAGUGUAGUCCAGCUUGCAAAAACUUGAGCCAAAAGACUUUUUAAAGUUGCCAGAAAAAUCUUUUUAUUUUGGUCGAAGCAGACUUCCACAGGCGCUUGUCUAGAACCAAUAAAGUAAUGAUAAUAUUA